Aspergillus mulundensis is the source of this 249-nucleotide messenger RNA. RefSeq lists its product as uncharacterized. The coding region runs from base 1 to 249 and encodes 82 amino acids. Lineage: Eukaryota; Fungi; Ascomycota; Eurotiomycetes; Eurotiales; Aspergillaceae. The record is from RefSeq and is a predicted model, not a curated record. The transcript has 2 exons.
AUGCCCGAGCGCCCUGCCUACCGUGACGUAUCCUCGCCGUUCCCCGACAUCAGGGUGGCCCUGAUCCGCGAUGUCCUACGGGUCUUUAGUGUUCCUGUGACCGUGCGGAUCCGUAAACACUUCAGCGACCGCGGCAUUGUCGGCCGCGUACGCGAUGCGGUGCUUGUCGACUUUAUAGAAUUUGUCCUCCGCUGGGAAUAUUCUAGUCGGGAGCUUGACAAAGCCUGGGAGAAUUAUAGCAGCAUGUGA